Haliotis rubra (blacklip abalone) is the source of this 1566-nucleotide messenger RNA. RefSeq names its product O-acyltransferase like protein-like. The coding region runs from base 165 to 713 and encodes 182 amino acids. The record is from RefSeq and is a predicted model, not a curated record. Lineage: Eukaryota; Metazoa; Mollusca; Gastropoda; Lepetellida; Haliotidae. The transcript is spliced from 5 exons.
AUCGCUGCAGUUCGAGAUGGACGGGGACCACAGCUGGGAAGAUCUUCAAGGCAGCGGGUAUCACUGUUGUGAUCGGUUACAUCAUCUGCAGCGUCGCCACCACCGCCUCACUCAUACACAAGUACAACGCUGACCUUUUCACGAACGCUUCAGUGUACUUUGAAAUGGUGUACGAGAAACCUUGGUGUCGGAUCGGAACAUUCGCCAUAGGGAUGAUGCUAGGCUACAUCCUUCACACCUUCAAGUCCCGCGAUGCCAAGAUGUCUCCAUUCCUGCAGGGAGUGGGCUGGCUCCUGGCGUUGGUGGCAGCCGGGGCCUGUACACUGGCGACCUAUGACGCCAAUGCUGAGGGGAGACCUGGCUGGGGUGUGGAAGCAAGGACGGCUCAUGAGACGCUCUAUAGACCCGUGUGGGGGCUGGUGUUGGCCUGGGUCAUCUUCAUGUGCUUCAAGGGGAAAGCAGGUUUCGUGGACUGGAUGUUGUCCUGGGACUGGUGGCAGCCUCUUUCUCGACUCACAUACGGGGCCUACCUUGUACACCUCAUGUUUAUACAGACUGAAGCAGCCACUGCGAGAUCCCUAUUCAACUUUACAUCCGGGUACAUUGUUUACCGCUUCUUCGGCUACACGUGCAUGUCGUUCAUCUUCUCCUUCCUGGUGGCCAUCCUGGUGGAGGCGCCCAUGCUGCAGCUGGAGAAGCUGGUCCUGUCCUGAGUCAUAACAGCUUCCGCCAUGAUAGCGAGUCUUACAGCUUCAAAAGAUUCAUUAAAGCAAGCAGACAACGGCCAUUUGUAAGAGAAGCGUAAUGUCAUUCAUGAAUAGUGAAUACUUGCUCAUGUUUAGUCAUAACCUUAAGUGAUACUCACGCUCACCAUGAGUUCGAGGUUGUAGUCAUUGUCAAGGAACUAGUCUUUAUAUCACGAAGCCAUCCAUAGUUUUAACUGUUUCUUAUCCACAUCACGAGGUAAAGUCUUUAAUUAGUUCCUUCGGAAACAAUUUAAAAUAGAAAUAGAUGAAGAGAGAUUGAGCUGACCUGACAUUUUUAUGAAUGUGUAAGGGUAAGAGUAUUUUAAAUGGGUGAAUAUUCUUGACUGGCAAGAGAUAGGAAGAGUACAUUUCAUUAUCUCAGAAACUUUAGCAAUGAAGAAAGUAUUACCAUGUUGGAUGCCAACUCACAGAACACAAUGCGGGCAGCCUAAUGUCCGUUUCGAAUUAUAAAUGUUUCUUUACACCGCCCAAAAAUUGACUGUACGGAAGCAGUACUGGAUUGAAAACCCUCAUAUUUACAUUAAAAAAUGAGCUUGCUAGUUUGUUAUACACAGGUAAAACUUCAGCAGAUCUAUAGAAUACGUUUCACAUAUUUUGGAAUGAUUUGAUAGAUUAAACAGUGUAUAUGCACGUGGUAUUUUUGUAAAACAGCAGUUUGCUUUUCAGUUUGCAGGGGAACCAUUUUACUAAGAUACAAUGUAUUACCCCGCGGUGACCGUUUUAUAAUAUACAACGUAACAGUUAGUGACAUGAUAUAAUUUGACACGGCACGACAUGACAUGAUAGAAUGAAUUUUAAU